This is a messenger RNA of Fusarium venenatum, 156 nucleotides long. The record is from RefSeq and is a predicted model, not a curated record. NCBI's taxonomy places the organism in Eukaryota, Fungi, Ascomycota, Sordariomycetes, Hypocreales, Nectriaceae.
AUGGUUAUUGGCAGCGACUGGUCGCUGAUCAAAGAGUUCCUCUAUCGUUCCGCUAUCGAGAGGGUCUGCUAUUUUGGCGACAGCCAAGUUGGGCGUGGAAGUAUGCCUUGCGGAGUUGUUCCGGUCAAGGAGAAGGGCACGUCUCGCUGCGGCUGA